This is a messenger RNA of Galleria mellonella (greater wax moth), 567 nucleotides long. RefSeq lists its product as uncharacterized. Bases 46 to 492 code for a protein of 148 amino acids. Lineage: Eukaryota; Metazoa; Arthropoda; Insecta; Lepidoptera; Pyralidae. The record is from RefSeq and is a predicted model, not a curated record. The transcript has 2 exons.
UGUACGUUCAUUAGUUACCCAUCUGAUAUUUAGUUCAACACCUCUAUGAUGACUUCUAAAACUUUUGCAUUCUUCUUUCUACAGUUCGCAAUUUUUAAUAUUGCUCUUACCCAAGUACUGAACCGGGUGAUACCAAAUUAUGGCAACCUCCUACCUCUAGGCGAAGCGGUGGUUCCCAAUCAAAUUCUACUAAAUCAUCUAGCUCCGAACGUAAUACCGGCGGUUGCCCCCAACCUGGUCAAUUAUGAAGUACCCGGUUGCGUCGACACGAUUCUAUCCAGCCCUGUGACCGUGCCAACGACCACUAUAAUCCAAGAUAGCACGGUUGCAAACAAUUUGGCCAACGCUUUACAAUUACUGGUCGUAAGCAACCUGUUGAGUAACACGCUACCGACUAUGGGCGAUGUGGUUGUCCCGAAUUACGCGGCGCCGGUUGAAAUGGUAUCACCGGUUGCCGUUAACGGGUUACCCGGUUACAAUUACGUGUUUUAAAUUAUUUCGUUUACUAUUUAUAUAAUAUUUUGUUUUCUUAUUUAUUUUAACAAUAAAAAAUAAUGUUUAUAAAUA